Zychaea mexicana is the source of this 303-nucleotide messenger RNA. RefSeq lists its product as uncharacterized. The coding region runs from base 1 to 303 and encodes 100 amino acids. The record is from RefSeq and is a predicted model, not a curated record. The transcript has 2 exons. NCBI's taxonomy places the organism in Eukaryota, Fungi, Mucoromycota, Mucoromycetes, Mucorales, Lichtheimiaceae.
AUGGACCGUCUUAGUGCUAUCGACCUUAUGAGAUUGUCACGUUUUGCCAAGGACGCGAUUGAUUUUUCGCGAGCCAAAUUAAUAGUAACCUUUCAAGCAGUUGGGCCUGUUAUUACAUUCUAUAGCUCGACACUAAUCGCUGACGGCACGUACACGAUGGCAGAACUACACUCGUUUGAGCUGCCUACAUGCAUUAAGGAAAUUUCCAAAUUUACAGAAAAUAUCAGCCGUUUCUAUGACAUUUACCAUACGCUGGAGAUCACAACGCUUGUUGACGCAGAUUUCUGGGAACAAAAUCAUUGA